Calypte anna (Anna's hummingbird) is the source of this 3742-nucleotide messenger RNA. RefSeq names its product cilia and flagella associated protein 70 (gene CFAP70). Gene Ontology annotation, cellular component: extracellular exosome; motile cilium. Gene Ontology annotation, biological process: cilium movement; cilium assembly. The record is from RefSeq and is a predicted model, not a curated record. NCBI's taxonomy places the organism in Eukaryota, Metazoa, Chordata, Aves, Apodiformes, Trochilidae. Gene Ontology annotation, molecular function: protein binding.
CGCCUCGGGAAGGGCGGUGUGGGGCUGGAGGCUUCCCCCGAGGCUUCCCCCCGAGGCUUCCCCGGUACCACGGGUGGCGAGCCAUGGAGGUCCCAGGGAGGCUGUCUGCCAGAAGGGACUCCUCUGCUAGAAAGAGCUCCUCUGCCAGAAAGGACUCCUUAGCUAGAAAGGACUCCUUAGCUAGAAAGGACUCCAUAGCUAGAAAGGACUCUUCAGCUAGAAAGAUCUCCUCUGACAGAAGGAAUUCCUCUGACAGAAGAGACUCCUCUGACAGAACGAUCUCCUCUACCAGAAAGGACUCUGCCUUCCCUGCUGAUCACAGCCAGCCCCAGCCCACACCAGUAGAGAUCACAGUGCUGACAGCACAGGACGUGAAAAGUCUGAAAACUGAUGUGUCGGUCACUGUGGUGCAUGUGGAGUACAACGGGGUGAUCCUGGGAGCCUCCUCCAACACUGCUGUCUUGCCCAAUGGGACAACAAGCUAUAAUUUCACAACCAGCUUUGAGUGCAGCCCUGAAGGCCCCAACUCCUUGCAUGACAUUGUGCAAAAACCUCUGCUCUUGACAGUGCUAGAAGUGUUGCAAAAGGAGAAGAAACAGAAGGAGAAGAAGGAGAUGGAGAAGACUGUGCCUCUUGGCCAAGCUGUGGUGGACCUGCUACCCCUGCUGCAAGGACAGUGUUCAUUUAAGGUCUCAGCUCCUCUCCAUGCAGUGCUUACUUCUCCAUCGGAGUCCCUUCACCCAGAGGCAAAGGGUUGCCUUGAAGUGACAGUGUGCACCAGAGAGCCCUUGCUUUCUGCAGUGCAGCUUUCAGAGAGCAACCUCCUGAGUGUCACUCUGGAGGCAGCUUAUUGUGUCCCUGAAGCGUUUGUUCCUGCUGGAUCCCUGCAAAACUACAUGGCUUGUUUGCAAGUCCCAGCAGCUGAGGAGGAAUUCCCUUUGCUCUUCAAGGAUGGCAUCCUGAAACUUGCUGGUGAAAAAGAGCCAUUACCCCGGCCCAAAAAAUGGCCCCUAGAUAAUGUCAUGGCCCCUGGUGCUCGGAGCAUCCCCAGCUCCUUCAUCGUUGGUGGUCCCUAUGAGGAUGAGGAUGGAGAACUCAACAAGAGAGAGGACAGAGAGUUUAGAAUUCAAGCAGAAAGCACGAAGAGAAUUGUCUGGGACACAGAAAGGCGCUGUUACCUGGACCCCCCUGCAGCACUCGUCCUGCAGAAGCACAUUGGGGAGUGCCAGUACUUGCCCAUGGAGGUCUGCAGGAUGUCCCUGCCCUUACCCAGCAAAGGGAAAACUAGCAAAGCUGACAAGGGAGAUGAGGACAAGAUUUCCUUCCACGGCGUGGCCUAUGUCAACAUGGGGCCUUUGCUGUGCCCUGGGGUGAAGCAGAUCCGAGGUGCUUUUCGUGUCUUUGCCUACCAAGACAGUGAAGUGCUCAAGAAGUCCAAGUGCCAGCGCAGUGUUUUCCAGGAUCUCCAAAAGAAGUCCAGCCUGACUAAGGAAGGGUUGUGGAGCUCAGGAAUCAGUACUCCCCUUUCCAAAGCUGUUCCCAGCAAGAAGGAAGACAAAGAGAAGGAUUCCAACAAGAUGACAUCCAAUUCUUCCCAUGUCCAUUUGUCAGAUGCCACUGGAGAAGCUGAAAAUACCAACAGCCUGGAUGGACAGCAGUACGCUGAGGCAGGAACGUUCCUGGUGAUGGAGAUAAAGCUGGACAAGGCCCUGGUACCAAAGCGAUCGCGGGAGGAGCUCAGCAGCCGCAUCAAGGAGAUGAUUCCUUCUCGCCCUCCACUGCCUCCCCUGACCACAGGAGCCAAGAAGGCUGUGGAAGAUUAUCACAACUGUGUCACCAACCUCGCCGUCGCCAUCCUUGGCGAAUACGUGAGCUCUUUGGAAAGCAAGCUGCCUGACUGGGGAGCAAUUGACCCCCAGACCCUGGAGGAACAAAAGCAUCAGCUCGACUGCCAGCUUACUUCUCUGGGAAAAAAAUUUGCUUUUAAGGAACAGCUACAGUAUGCUGUAGUGAAGAUUGUGAGGGAGAAAUACCUGAAGACCACGGCAUUUAAGACCCAGGAGCAGCUCCAGGAGUUUCUCUCUGAGCUCUAUGUCUACCUUGUGCAGCAGAUGCACAUUGAGCUGAACCAGCUCCUGUCCAAGGAAGCUCCUUUCCCCUCCCCUCCAACCCGCCUGACUGAGGAGCAGCUCUGGUUCUUUGCUCGAGAAGCUGAAGUCAACAAGGACUACAAGCUGGCAACUUUCUACCACCAUCAGAGGUUGGCUCAAGAUCAGCACAACCCCCAGUCCUGGCUGGACUAUGGGGUGUUCUGCCUCCUGCUUGAGGAGACAACCAAAGCCCAGGAGUGCUUCCGACAAGCUCUUUCUCUGGACCCUGACCACAUCCAAAGCUUGCUGCUCUGUGGAAUUGUGGCUGUCAUGCUGCAGCACUAUGAAGAGGCAGAGAUAUUCUUUGAGGAUUCCUGUUGCUUGGAGCCAUCCAGCAUCCCAGCCUGGACUCUGUCAGGUUUGUUUUAUGAGCUUCAGGAUAAUAAUAUUCAGGCAGAAAUGGCCUUCCGUGAGGCUAAGAAGCUACUGCAAGCACAGCUCACCAAGAAGAGGAGCAUACCUGAGGCUGAAGAAGGAGAGGAGAAGGACAUUUCUGAUGGGUGUGGAAGGUCUUCCAGCCUAGGCCCAGCAGAGUCCUUGCCAGGUGGCUUAGCUGAUGAACUGCCAGAGGUGGUGGAUCCUGCCCUGGCCUGUGUGGGGCUGGAGACAGAGGCUGCAGCACCAGAGGCAGCCUCCAGAGCUGAGCUUGGACUGGAAAAUGAGUGGGUCAAGGGCAUUGUUUUCUUACCCCUUAUGAAACCUGGUCCCUUCAGAAAGAAAUGCUCGAGUUCAUCCCUGCUUCAGCCUGCCCUCCCACCUCCCAGUUUUCACACCCCCUGCUGGGAUUCCUCUGCCCCCACCAGAAAUAAAAAGCUCAGUUCAGGAUUGCUGGUGACACGUUCUCUUGCAGCACCAUCCCCUGGUUCAGGACUCAGCCAACCUCUCUGCAGCAUCUUCAUGAAGACAGUGGAAUUCCUGGUGAAAGUCAAUGCUGUCCAGUUUAUUCACCAGGCACUUGCCCACGAGCUGCUGAACCUUGAGGAAGGUCCCUCCUGUGCUUACUACCUGACACUGGCCCAGGCUGCUUUGCUGAAGGAAGAUUUCUCCAAAUGUGAAGAAUGUCUCUGCGAGGCCAUUAGGACUGACUGCAGGAAUCCAAAUGUCUGGGCUCAGAAAGGACACCUCUGCUACCUGAAGAGGGACUUUGGUGAGGCCAAGAAGUGCUACGAGCGAACCAUCAGCUUCAUGGAGGAUGCUGUGGACAUGCACUUUGUCUUCCUGCGCCUGGGCUCCAUCUACCUGGAAGAGAAAGAGGCUCAGUUGCAAGCACGGCCAGCAAAGCAGACCUACCUGCUCGCCUGCAAGGACUCAUCCUGUCUCACCUGGCUGGGGGUGGGAAUCGCCUGCUACAGGCUGGGAGAGAUGGUGGAGGCAGAGGAUGCUCUCACUGAAGCCAAUGCCCUCAAUAACACCAAUGCUGAAGUGUGGGGCUAUCUCACCCUCAUCUGCCUGCAGGGAGGACGGGAGCGGGAGGCAGAGCAGUGCUACAAACACACCCUGAAGCUGGGUCUGAGGAACGACGCGUUGCUGCGGGAGAUCCGGGAUGCCCAGCACCGGCUGGGCUUCGGCAACCCGGCCCUCUGAGCCCCCCA